Messenger RNA from Brienomyrus brachyistius, 1904 nucleotides. Its product is annotated as plasma membrane ascorbate-dependent reductase CYBRD1. Gene Ontology annotation, cellular component: lysosomal membrane. The record is from RefSeq and is a predicted model, not a curated record. The coding region runs from base 115 to 906 and encodes 263 amino acids. NCBI's taxonomy places the organism in Eukaryota, Metazoa, Chordata, Actinopteri, Osteoglossiformes, Mormyridae. Gene Ontology annotation, molecular function: oxidoreductase activity. The transcript has 4 exons.
UAAUGACGUCAUUGCAUUGGACUGCACAACGUUUAGGGUAGACCGGAAAAUCCGAACAAGGAGCUGCGAAUAAGGAGCCAACUUCAGCUUCGUUGUUUUAAGGCGGAUAGCGUAAUGGAGAAUUACAGAUUAUUCUUGCUUUUCCUUAUAGCAGCCCUGGCCGUGGGCUUCACCUCCGUGGUUUUUGUCCUCAGAUGGGUGUUUUACUUCAAAGAGGGGCUGGCGUGGGAUGGAGGACUGGCUGAGUUUAACUGGCAUCCCGUGUUGAUUUUAACUGGGUUUAUUUAUAUUCAGGGAAUCGCUAUCGUGGUGUACAGAUUGCCAUGGACAUGGAAGUGCAGCAAGCUGAUGAUGAAGUUCAUCCAUGCUGGCCUGCACAGCCUAGCCUUCAUCCUUGUGGUCAUCGCGCUGGUGGCAGUGUUUGACUUCCACAAUGAGAAGCGCAUCCCCAACAUGUACAGUCUGCACAGCUGGGUGGGACUGGCUGCCGUCGUUCUCUACGCCCUGCAGCUGGUUCUGGGACUGUGUGUGUACCUCAUCCCCAUCACCCCGCUGUACCUGAGGGCGGCCUUCAUGCCUCUGCACAUCUAUAGUGGCCUGUUCAUCUUCAGCAGUGCCAUCGCCACCUCCCUCAUGGGAAUCACAGAAAAGCUCAUUUUUGGACUGAAAGACCCUAAAUACUCCGAUUCUCCAAUGGAGGCCACAUUCGUGAAUGUGCUGGGAGUGCUGCUUACACUGUUUGGGGCGCUCAUCCUCUGGCUUACCACUCACCCAUCCUGGAAGCGCCCCAACGAGCAUCAGCAGCAGUCCCGCCUUAGUGAACAAGAGGCGUCCGCUGAUCCCGCAGUAGGCUCGACCCUGUCUACCCUUGGCAGCACUGACAAAGAAGCUUGCUGUGAUACCUAGAAAAUGCACUGUGAACCGGAUGAGCCUGGCCAGUGAUCAGCCAUGUAAUCCGACAAACCUGAAGGAAGGAAAAAGCCCAUCUGCAGCCAGUUAUGUUUAGCUGAUCGACGUGAUGGUUCAAGCCAAAUGCUGUCGAUGGAGUCACCGUUGUCCUCCCUAACAGUAUUUUGUACUGCUAUUCUGUAUUCUCUCCCUAGUCUCAGAUUGGACUGUUGACAAAAUAUUAACAUUUUUUUUUUUUUUUACAUAUACCCUUUUCCAUGUGGCACGAUGGUGCCUUGGUUAGCAGGGUUGCCUCACACCUCUGGGACCAGAGUUUGAAUGCCCACCCCGGCUCUUUGCUGUGUAGAGUUUACAUUUCCUCCCCGUCUUAUGGUGGGGUUUCUUGCAGGUUGUUCCCCUGCAGUCCAAAAGCAUGCUGUGGUGAAUUGGAGUUGCCAUGUGUGUGAAUGGUGUGUUGCCGCCCCAUCCUGGGUUAUUACCUCCCUUUAGUCCAUUCCCUUUGGGUGAGGCUCUGGACCCCCCCACUACCCUGCUUACGAUACUUGGGUCUGGUAAAUGGGUGGAUAGAUUCCAUUUCCAUUUUUUUGCUGUCUGCUUAAUACAUUGCAAGACAAUUUUGCUGUUUUUUUUCUCUCCAUUAUUGAGUAGUAAUCAACUUGGAUUGGCCUGUGACGUGACUUCCAUAUUAAUUCUUAAAUAUUACUUAUUUCCAUACCAGUACCUAAACACAGAUUGGGUUGAAAAAUAUGUUGAUGACUGAAAAUGGAAUUUGAUAUAUUCUCACCAUUGUUGCUCUUUAAUGAAAUUUGUGCUGCUUAUUUUAUGGUAUGUUGUAACAAUUGCUCCUGCUUCAAAUUCUUUUGAAACAUUUCAUCUAUUAAUCUCUACGAUUCAUCUUGUACUUUAUUGGCUAUCUUCAUUAUAACUGAAUAGUUAUAUGUAGUCACAUGGUCAUGAUAAUAAAAGGGUCAUUGUUUGUUUUUUACUUUUCAAAA